AUGACAAGGUCGUGGAGCGUCGCCCUGCUGGCGGCCAGCAGCCUGAUCGGCACCGCCAGCAGCACGUCCAUGUUCGCCUUCUACACAGGGUCGCAGAAGGGCGUCCAGAUCGGCAUGCAGGACCCCAAUACGGGCGAAAUCUGGGUCAACAACUGCAACGCCAACAUCAAUGGCGCACCAUUGUUUCCGACAUCGCCUCACAUUGUGCUGCCAACAAACCACAAGCCCAAGAAGGGGGGCAGCAUCGCGGCCACGGGCUGGUGGGACUCACAGCAUGUCAUCGCCUCCGUGUUCUGGCACUCAGAAGACGGCGACAUCGUCAACGGCUACUACCAGUGCGAUGGCGAGUCCGGCAACUUUGUCUUGCAGGGCGAGUACGUAAUCUCUCAGACGGCCAACAUCCCGUCCUCUGACAUCCACCCCAACACGGGUCUGGCUGUCGAGCUGCUGGGAAGCACCGAGGGCUAUCGCGUGUUUUACCACGACAAGGACAGCCAGGUGCACUCUCUGUCUUACACCAACAAGAUCAACUGGAACUACUAUGGCACCGUGUCCCAGGAUCCCUCCUUCGGCAUGGCCCUGGCAUCUGCCCAUUCGUCUGACAACAACAUCACCGUCGUCUUCCCGAAGAGCACCAAGGAUAUUGAGGUGUCUCGCCUGAACAAGGACGGAACCUAUCAUAUCUCCACGUUUCCCGAGACAAUCCAGAACAUCCCCACAAACAACACAGCGCCCUCCAAGAUCGACAUCAACCCAAAGGUGCCUGCCAAGUUCACUCUCCCCGCCUGGAACGGCAAGCCAGGCGGCUUGGGCGUCGCCAUCGACAACGACUACACCCGCAGUGUCUUCUGGAUUGGCACCGACAAGAAGCUGCAUGAGGCUGCCAACAUCAACUUUGAGUGGCAGAUGAUGCCCAACCAGUCCACGCAAGCCUGGCCCCUGGCUGACGAAGCCAACGCCGACUUGGCCGUUACCUACAACUUCGACUCGAGCGAGGCGUGGGUAUACUAUGUGUCCAACAACACCGUCAUUCAGGCCUACCGCGGCUCCAACGGUACCUGGAGCAAGGCCUCCGUGGUGCCAACCUCGACCACCGUCCCCGGCAGCGGCGAUGGCGGUUCCGACUCCGGCCCCGACUCGGGAGACGGCGACGGCGACAGCAGCCCCAGCACCGGACUCUCGCCGGGAGCCAAGGCCGGCAUCGGCAUCGGCGUCAGCGUGGGAGCCAUCGGCGUUGGACUGCUCGGCCUGUUCUUCUUCCUCCGCCGACGACGCCAACGUGCCGCUGCCGCCGCCGCCGAGGCGGACAAGGAGCAGCCCACCACCAACAUGGGUCAAUACCAAGCCCCCAGCGAGCAGGCUCUGUACAUGGCUGACGGGUCGUUAGCACCGGCAUACACGCCGCAAACGCCGUACGACGCCCACGACCCUUCCAAGAAGGGCACGCCCGCCAUGACCAUGAGCAGCAUGCACAGCAGCAACGUGGUGUCGCCGCUCGUCGAGAUGGAGCAGCCGCCCACGAUUCACGAGCUGCCUCCUACAAACUUUACUUAUGAGCUCCCUGCCGAUAACGUGGAGCGCAGGUGA
Molecule: messenger RNA, 1587 nt
Organism: Trichoderma reesei QM6a
Lineage: Eukaryota; Fungi; Ascomycota; Sordariomycetes; Hypocreales; Hypocreaceae
Exons: 3
Coding region: 1-1587 (528 amino acids)
Source: RefSeq, a predicted model, not a curated record